Molecule: messenger RNA, 1410 nt
Organism: Lodderomyces elongisporus
Lineage: Eukaryota; Fungi; Ascomycota; Pichiomycetes; Serinales; Debaryomycetaceae
Gene: CMK2
Product: calmodulin-dependent protein kinase
Exons: 2
Coding region: 1-1410 (469 amino acids)
Biological process (GO): cellular response to oxidative stress; protein phosphorylation
Molecular function (GO): ATP binding; calcium/calmodulin-dependent protein kinase activity
Source: RefSeq, a predicted model, not a curated record
AUGGAGCACGAUAAAUCGACAGAUGCCACUAACACCACCACCACUACCUCGGCAGCUCCUAAACCUAUCCCACCACUGACUCGACCAGAGGCUCAUGCACAGACAGGCCACAAAACAGUCAAGAGCUUUCUCAACAAGCUACAAGGCCAACCAGAUUCGUACACUCGUAAACAGAACUAUACAUUUGGCAAGACUUUGGGUGCAGGCUCAUUCGGAAUUGUGAGAUAUGCAAGAGAUAACACUACAGGCGAGGAUGUUGCAGUCAAAAUUAUUUUAAAGAAAGCACUCAAGGGCAACGAGGAAAUGAUCUUGGAUGAAAUGGGAAUGCUUGAAGAAUUACACAAUCCACAUAUUGUAGGGUUCAGAGACUGGUUUGAAAGUAAGGAUAAGUUUUACCUUGUUACGCAGUUGGCCACUGGUGGCGAAUUGUUUGAUCGUAUUGUACAGCAAGGAAGGUUUACUGAGCACGAUGCCAGCUUGGUUGUGCAACAAAUGCUUGAUGCUUUAAACUAUUUACACUCGAAAGAUAUUGUGCAUAGGGAUAUCAAGCCAGAGAAUGUAUUAUACUUGACGCCCGCAGAUGACAGCCCCAUAGUCUUGGCAGAUUUUGGUAUUGCCAAAAGACUACAAUCUCCCAAGGAGAAGUUGACGUCACUGGCUGGUUCAUUUGGAUAUGCGGCACCUGAAGUAAUUUUGGGUACCGGCCAUGGUAAACCAUGUGACAUUUGGUCACUCGGUGUAGUCACCUACACACUUCUUUGUGGCUACUCGCCAUUUAGAUCGGAAAAUGUUUCAGAUUUCAUCAACGAAGUAAAACACAACAAUGCUGUGAUAUUCCAUGCCGAUUACUGGAGAGAUGUAUCAAAAGAUGCAAGGCGAUUCAUUAUCAAGGCUUUACAAUAUGACCCAGAAAGGAGACCCACGGCAGAACAACUCCUUAACGAUCCAUGGCUCGUAUCGAUUGCCGAACAACACAAGGAAUGCGAUUUGUUACCAUCUUUGAAAGCAAACUUUGAUGCCAAGGCUAAAUUUAGACAAGCUAUCGAAGUUGUUAAAUUACACAAUAGAAUCAAGAAAUUAAAGGAAAUGCAAACUGAAAAUGAUGACGAUCCAAGCGAAAUUGAUUUAUUCAAUGAAAAGGGAAACAUUAGCAACAAAAAGGGGGAUGACGAAAAAGAUGCCGCCGCUGCACUGGCAUUGUCAAAUUGGAAAAAGUUUAAUGAUAGUUUACCUCGUGCCGGUGACACUACAAUCUCCAAUGCCUCGCUUACCCCUUCGAAGCCGCAACUGCAGCUGCUGAACAAGACCGUAGCUGCUGGAAAUGCAUUUGCACAACUAGUACAAGCUGCCACGCAGAAUAAGGAGAGGGUUAUGACUUUCAAGGAAGAGAAAGAAAAGGAGGAACAGUAA